AUGGAAUGAUUGGCAUCACCCAUGGAUGUCCACAAGAAUCCCUUGCAGAAUGUGACAGAAGCUACCAUGUUUAUACUCUUGGGCUUCACAGAUGACGUUGAACUGCAGGUCUUCCUAUUUUUACUGUUUCUUGCUAUCUAUCUUUUCACUUUGAUAGGAAACUUUGGACUGGUGGUUUUAGUCAUUGGGGAUUCUCGAUUACACAAUCCCAUGUACUAUUUCCUCUGUGUUUUGUCUUUCUUGGAUGCCUGCUAUUCUACAGUUGUUACCCCCAAAAUGUUGGUCAACUUCCUGGAAGAAGAUAAAUCCAUCUCAUUCCUUGGCUGUGCAACACAGAUGCUUCUCUUUGUUACGUUAGGGACCACAGAAUGCUUUCUGUUGGCAGCAAUGGCUUAUGACCGCUAUGCAGCCAUCUACAACCCACUUCUGUAUGCAGUGAACAUGUCACCCAGAGUCUAUGUGACACUCAUUAUAGCUUCCUAUUCUGGCGGAGUUCUGCAUGGUACUAUACACACAGUGGCUACUUUCAGUCUGUCCUUCUGCAGAUCUAAUGAAAUCAGGCACGUCUUCUGUGAUAUUCCACCAUUGCUUGCUCUUUCUUGUUCCGACACACGCACCAAUGAGCUUCUACUCUUAUACUUGGUGGGCUUGAUUGAGAUCACUACCAUCCUGAUUGUUCUGAUCUCCUAUGGAUUCAUUCUCUUUGCCAUUCUGAACAUGCACUCUGCGGAGAGUAGAAGAAAAGUGUUCUCCACAUGUGGCUCCCACCUCACUGGAGUGUCUAUUUACCAUGGUACAAUCCUCUUUAGUUACAUGAGACCAAGUUCCAGCUAUGCGUCAAACCAUGACAUGGUAGUGUCAAUAUUUUACACCAUUGUGAUACCUAUGCUGAAUCCCAUCAUCUACAGUUUAAGGAAUAAAGAUGUAAAAGAGGCAAUGAAGAAAUUAUGGAGAAAAUUUGGUCUAUAA
Molecule: messenger RNA, 969 nt
Organism: Myodes glareolus (Bank vole)
Lineage: Eukaryota; Metazoa; Chordata; Mammalia; Rodentia; Cricetidae
Product: olfactory receptor 5T9-like
Biological process (GO): G protein-coupled receptor signaling pathway
Cellular component (GO): membrane
Molecular function (GO): olfactory receptor activity; G protein-coupled receptor activity
Source: RefSeq, a predicted model, not a curated record